ACUGUCCUUGAGUUAUAAUGUAGGUAGGAAGAAGUAAAAGGGGCUCAAUUGUUUUUCUGUCAACGCGAAAUUUAGUUAUUUAUUUGGCUGAAAAUGUCAGUGAAACAUGCUCUCAGUCGGGGGUUGGAGCUGGGGAGGUCAGUUUUCCAGCUGGGUCUCUUCAAACCAGCCGGCCGUGUGGCAGCGAAGUUCCGCGGUGAGCGGCUGCGUGUGUCCCGUCCGACCCGCACCGUCCAGCCGCAGACCUUCUUGCCUGGCCGGUACCGCUUCUUCCGCCUGUCUCUCAGCGGGCUGGCCGCCCAGCUCCAGUCCGGCGCUUUCAGGAGAGUGAUUGGGGGUGGUUCACCCAGAAACAGGGCUGUUUUCCUGGCGUUUGGGGUGGGUUUAGGGCUGAUUGAACAGCAGCAGGAGGAGGACAGGACAAGCGUUGCUCUGUGUCAGGAGAUACAGUCCGUAUUCAGAAAGAAAAAGUUCCAGAGCCCUCUGAAGCCCUUUACAUCAGGCUACAAGUUGGAGGACUAUGUCAUUGGGAAACAGAUCGGGAAAGGUUGUAAUGCAGCCGUGUAUGAGGCAGCGGCUCCGUUCGCGUUCCCUGCGGAGACUGAGAAGUGUUCACUGGUGGAACUGAACCAGAAAGAAACAGAUGAUGACAAUAAGAAAGCAGGACCGCUUAGAUUCCCUACUACACCCAGCUUUCCUUUAGCUAUGAAAAUGAUGUGGAACAUUGGGGCUGGUUCAUCAAGUGAUGCCAUCCUUCGCUCUAUGUCUAUGGAGUUGGUUCCUGCCUGUCCACAGGCCUUAACGAAAGAGCAAGGAGAGAUUGCUUUGAAUGGGCACUUUGGAACAGUGCCUAAACGGCUGACCGCUCAUCCCAACGUGAUCACAGUGUACCGGGCCUUCACCGCGGAGGUCCCGCUGCUGCCUGGAGCUCAGGAGGAGUACCCCGAUGUCCUGCCUGCCCGACUCAAUCCAUUGGGUUUGGGCAGUAAUCGAACACUGUUCUUGGUCAUGAAGAAUUACCCAUGCACCCUGCGGCAGUACCUGGAGGUGUGCGUGCCAAACCGGAUGCAGGCCUCUCUCAUGUUGCUGCAGCUGCUGGAAGGGGUGGACCACCUGUGCAGACAGGGCAUCGCUCACAGAGACCUCAAAUCAGACAAUGUGCUCCUGGAAUUUGACAGCACCGGGUGUCCCAGACUGGUGAUCACUGACUUUGGGUGCUGUCUGGCAGAGGAUUUGGGCCUCAAACUGCCCUUCAACAGCUGGUGGGUCAACAGAGGGGGAAACUCCUGUCUGAUGGCACCUGAGGUAGCCACAGCAGUCCCAGGUCCAGGGGUGACGAUUGAUUACAGUAAAGCAGAUGCCUGGGCCAUAGGGGCGAUUGCCUAUGAGCUCUUCGCUCAGCCAAACCCCUUCUACAGCUCACAGGGGCUGGAGAGCCGCAGUUACCAGGAAAGACAACUCCCUCCACUUCCUGCUGCUGUACCUGCUGAAGUACAGCUAGUAGUGAAGCUCCUGCUACGCAGAAACGCUCGCAAGCGCCCCAGUGCACGAGUGGCCGCUAACAUACUUCACAUCAGCAUGUGGGGCAAGCGUGUCUUGGCCAGCUUGGAUCAGGCAAGAAUGGAUAAAAUGGUCGACUGGCUGCUGUGUCAGUCUGCUGUGGUGCUCCUGCAGGGUCGUGGGCCCGGCGGAAGCUCAGUGGAAGCUGAACUCCAGAGAUCCUUCCUUGCCAACAUAGACCUGGAGGACCUCCGAACCGCAGUCAGCUUCCUCGUGUAUGGACAAGAGCAAUGGCAGUCUCUGCUCAUGCACUAGUGUGUGUGUGUGUGUGUGUGUGUGUGUGUGUGUUUACUGUAGAAACAAGCACAGCUCAUUACCAAGUGAGUUAUUUUUUCAAGCUGUUCCUUUGAUUUCUUUCAGUAGACUGUGAAAGCAAUUUAAUUUGUAUGUCUAUCACUGACAUAUUUUGAAAUUGACAAUUUAUGCAUUUGCACUUUUCACUAUAUAUAAGAAUACUUUAUGCAGUUUAGAACACUUUAGAAUAACCAGCUUAAUAACCACUUUAACAGGAGAUAUUCAGUUCAAACCAGGUACAAACUCAUGCAUAAUUAAUAUACACAGUAUAUCACCGUAUACGGAAUAUUGAAAAAGUUGAAUAAAUUAAAAAAAUUGAUGCAUUUCUGACAGGAUAUUCAAUGUGAAUUUGGUUUUAUCCUUGAUGACUGAUGCAUCAUGAAACAUUGGUGUUGUUUACCAGAAUUGAGUUAAUUGGAGAGGUUGAAAACGAUUGGUAUUUGUGACGUCAUUUGAAAAGGCAGUUCAGAGGUGGAGCAAGUUAUUAUGUUUUGAUAAGUUCACUAUGAUAUUCUUUGUAACGACAUGUUCAGAUGAAUUGUACAAUUAGACCAGGAAAUGUAAAGAGAGUGACUUUUGAAUGCAGGUUGACUUCAGUGUAUAGGCUGGAAAGGAGUCAAAAACAAUAAAGAAUUUGAAUAGUA
This is a messenger RNA of Ctenopharyngodon idella (grass carp), 2498 nucleotides long. RefSeq names its product PTEN induced kinase 1 (gene pink1). The coding region runs from base 94 to 1815 and encodes 573 amino acids. Gene Ontology annotation, biological process: protein phosphorylation; regulation of apoptotic process; positive regulation of mitochondrial fission. Gene Ontology annotation, cellular component: mitochondrion. The record is from RefSeq and is a predicted model, not a curated record. The transcript is spliced from 8 exons. NCBI's taxonomy places the organism in Eukaryota, Metazoa, Chordata, Actinopteri, Cypriniformes, Xenocyprididae. Gene Ontology annotation, molecular function: ATP binding; protein serine/threonine kinase activity.